Molecule: messenger RNA, 1294 nt
Organism: Rosa chinensis
Lineage: Eukaryota; Viridiplantae; Streptophyta; Magnoliopsida; Rosales; Rosaceae
Product: exonuclease V, chloroplastic
Exons: 7
Coding region: 1-1143 (380 amino acids)
Biological process (GO): interstrand cross-link repair
Cellular component (GO): nucleus
Molecular function (GO): single-stranded DNA 5'-3' DNA exonuclease activity
Source: RefSeq, a predicted model, not a curated record
AUGACGGAGUCGCCUUCCGACUCACGACUCUUGGAUCAUCAUCAUCCUCAUCUUGUGCCCCAAAUCCCAAUUGAGAUUGUGAGCGACGAAGAGAUGGCCUUGCUCUUCGCUCGCUCUCUAAUCCCUUCCACAGUGAGAGCAUUCCCUUCCAGCGUCAGGUCUCUUCAGUACUCCAUCACCCUCCUUUCCAAGAGGAGCCUUUGGGGUUGCUCCCAACCCGGUAUAGAGGAUUCGGGCUGGUUCAACACUACUACCCAGAAGAAGAAGGCUGAAUCGCUUUUGCACCGCUUCAGGAACAAGAAGGGCUUGUCCGCCUCCGAUUUUGCUGAAUCGGAAUGGUGUGAACAACAAAUGCGGUACAUUCUCCUGAAUGGCAACAGAGUAAUCAGUAAGGCUAUGAAAACUGGUAGGGAGCGCCAUGCAAAACUUGAAGAAGAGUUUGUAACAAAAUCUAAAGUUGUUGUCAAUUCAGACGAAGAUAAAUGGGCCCUGAGGUUUUUGAAGUUUAUUACAGGCAUAAAUCAAUUAUAUACUGAAGGAUUGACUCGAGAGCUGCCUCUCGUAGGUUUUGCAGAAGGUAUAUGGAUGGUGGGAGUGAUUGAUGAGGUUCAAAUGCCUGCCACAGAAACCCAGAGAAAUCCAUUAUUAGUUGACACAAAGACUCGUGUGAAAGAUAAACUUCCUUCCGAACCACAACGAAGGAAGGGAAGGUUACAAUUGAUGUUCUACAAGUAUUUGUGGGAUAAUCUAGAAGCAUCUGGAUUCCCCGCCGACCAAUUCUUUGAUCAUUUUUCCUUAAAUCCUGAUUGUGACUUAUCUGAAGAAAUCAGGGAGGUCGUCCGAGCUAAAUCAGGGUAUCCAGCAAAGACCCUUGAUGACGUGGUGAAAUACUAUAGAAAAUCCUGGAUCCUGCUACCCCGUGCUCAUGACCAACUUUUAUUGAGAUACGAGUUACAAAAGCAUUAUUCAGUAAUCGGUGAAGAUAUAUUUGCAUACGACUCUGAUGUGUUUAAGAAGCAACUUCAGGUUUGUCUCGAGUUCUGGCUAGGAAAGCGAGAAGCCAGUUACACACCUGAAGAAGAGCGAUGGAAAUGCUACAGCUGUGAAUUUGCUUCCACAUGUCCUGCAGCUCCUGCUAAUUAAAAGUGUUACCUGUAGCAAUCUGCCGACUUAGAGAAAGGACUCGCAUUUGUGCUGUUUCAAACCAGUGUCCUUAAUAGCGGGUACAAAGAAGCAUCGAGGUUUAGAGUUGCUCCUUCGGGGUAAUUGUUGUCCUAGAGGUUAUGUGCCAUGG